Molecule: messenger RNA, 1127 nt
Organism: Arabidopsis arenosa
Lineage: Eukaryota; Viridiplantae; Streptophyta; Magnoliopsida; Brassicales; Brassicaceae
Source: the annotation of a GenBank genome assembly
AACAUUUCUCUGAGUUUUCUAAACGCGACGGCGAUUGCUAUUGUCUCCUUCUGAUUCCGGAGUAAUCGCUGAUGGAGUCAUUAUUGCAAACUUUUGAAGAAACGGCUGGGAUAUGUCAUCCAGAUUGCGUGAAAGCAAGCAAUGAGCAAGAAGAUUACGAUGCAUCUCAAUCUGCAGCUUUGAUAGCUGUGAGUCUGAUUAGCUCUGCACGGGUUAUCUUCAAGCUCGACUCUGAGUAUACUGAGUACUCAGCUCAGUAUUUGGUGGAUAACGUUGGGAAGGAAGAAGUUGAGGGAGAAAUGGAUCAACAAAGCUGUCAGUACACUGUUGAAAACCUCCUUCGGUACUUGGUGGAGAACGUUUGGAUCAAGAAGGAAGAUGGGCAGGGAGAAAUGGAUCAACAACGCCGUGAGUUCACUGUCAAAGACUGCUUUGAAUUUGCUUUUAAAAAAGGGCUUCCAAGAAGUGUGCAUUGGGCGCAUGUGGGAUGCACGUUCAAGGCUCCCCCAUUUGCUUGUCAAAUACCUCGCGUUCCCAUGAAAGGAGAAGUGAUUGAGGCUACAGAUUUGGGUGAAGCAUUGAAGCUGGGUAUGCAACAACCAGUGGGAGCAAGGCUGCAUGUGUUCAGUCCAGAGUUUGAUAGUGUUGGAGAGGGAAUUUACGAUGGGCCGUCAGGUAAUGGAACAAGCUAUGUUGGCCUUAGAGAUGUGAUCAUGGUUGAAGCGGAGAGGAUCAAGGGAGAAACUGUUGUGACUGUGCAGAUAUGCUACAAGAAGAAGACUUCAUUUGUCAAAGUGUCUACGAGAAGUAUGAUUCUCCCGCUUAAUGGUGACGACGAGUCUCAGGCUAGAGAGCCAACAUGUCUGCUUGUUGACUUCUGUAUCCCACGUUUCUCUAUCAACUAAACAAGAGAGCUGAGAUCUUGUUUGUGGUCUGAAAUUAAGAUUGUUUUAUGAGACUUUUAUCUGUGUUUUCAAAGAGUUGCUUAACUGGUCUCUGAUCCAUCUCACAUUCAUCAGUUAAUGAUCUAUUACUCUUGCUUUGUUUCUAAAUUAAAUAGAGUUAUAAGACAUUUGUGGUCGUAUAUAUGUGCUGGUAUAAUCAGUCAGUAAAAUGGGGUUAAUUUC